GAGAGAGCAAUGUCCAUCUGCUCAACAAACAUCAAUCCCACAUGUUAGAUUUUCUACUCUUUCUCAGAACUUUUUAAAAUCUUCUAUGAACUCUCUCUCUAUCUCUCUCUGCAUGCUUUCUCUCUGUUUGUAUAAAAGCUUCAAGUAGCAUUCUCUCUCUCUCUCUCUCUCAUAUUUGUCUGUGCAUGCUUUCUUCCACUCUCCUCCGUUUCUCUCUCCUGAUCACAUGCCCCUCACGUGCUCCCCACCCCCACCUGCUCAUCUGGGUCUUUGCUCUUUGAAUCCAACUCCCUCUCUUUGAUUCUUUUUCUUGGGUAUUUCUGGUAAGCUUCCCAAGCUUCGAAAUCUUUUUGAUUUGUUGGAUUUUCUGAUGGGGCCCAUGAGAGGUUUCAAGAGGAAGAGGAGGGAGAGGAAGGCUGAAAGAGACGGCAUCUCGUCGUCGUCCGCGUCCCAACAGCAGCCUUCUGCCGAUUGGUGGGAUGAUUUCUCGAGGAGAAUUACAGGGCCCUUGUCACUAUCCAAUGGUCCGGAUAAGUUCGCGUCUGUCUUCAAGGUUUCGAGGAAGACCUUCAACUACAUAUGUUCGCUUGUGAAGGAAGAUCUGAUGGCGAGACAAUCAAGCUUCACCUCUUCAAAUGGCAAGGUGCUGUCCGUGAACGAUCAGGUGGCUGUUGCUCUGAGAAGGUUGAGCUCUGGCGAGUCACUAGUGACCAUAGGAGAAUCAUUUGGCAUGAACCAAUCAACCGUUUCCCAUGUGACUUGGCGAUUUGUGGAAGCGAUGGAAGAAAGAGGGCUUCACCACCUGAGAUGGCCCACCACAGAAGAUGAUAUGAAGGAGAUCAAAUCUAAGUUUGAGAGAAUCCGGGGGCUCCCAAAUUGCUGUGGUGCAAUUGACACAACACACAUCAUGAUGUGUUUGCCAUCAGUGGACCCAUCAAACAAUGUAUGGUUUGAUCGAGAGAAGAACCACAGCAUGCUCUUGCAGGCGAUUGUGGACCCUGAUAUGAGGUUCCGGGAUGUUGUUACUGGGUGGCCUGGCAGCAUGAACGACUCAGAUGUGCUCAGGAACUCUGGAUUUUUCAAACUCUGUGAGAACGGGAAGAGGUUGAAUGGGAAGAAGUUGAAGCUGUCCGAAGGGUCAGAGGUGAGAGAAUACAUAAUCGGAGAUGUUGGUUUUCCUCCGCUUCCUUGGCUCCUCACCCCUUACCAAGGGAAAGACCUUGUGGGGCCCAGAGCCGAAUUCAACAAGAGGCAUUUUGCCACUAGGAUGGUGGCUGGGAGGGCGCUGGCAAGAUUGAAAGAGAUGUGGAAGAUCGUCCAAGGGGUGAUGUGGCGGCCUGACAAGCACAAGCUACCGAGGAUAAUUCUGGUCUGCUGUUUGCUGCACAACAUCAUCAUCGAUAUGGAAGAUGAAGUUCAGGACGAGAUGCCCCUGUCUCACCACCAUGAUGUUGGUUACAGGCAGCAGAUUUGUGAUGACGUCAACAAGGAGAAUGUGUUCUUGAGAGAUAGACUCUCGCAGUACUUGUCAGGCAGAUUGCUGCCACCUUGAAAUGAAUCUGUACGGCCUGUUACUUCUGGUCCCUGGAGAUCGAUCAGCAGUCAAUCGUCCAAACGAUUGAGUUGGGUAACAAAUAGAUUGUUGGGUAACUGUUUUUUAAGGAAACUGUUUGAUGAUUUUGUGGGAGGGGGACAGUUGAGAUGUGAUCUCCUCUGCAUGUAUAGAAUUCAACGGCGGCAUUGGCUUCGUGCAGUUGAAAAGGCAAUGGCUUCGAGAAAUGAGAUGUAACCUCUAUGGAAUUGCUUUAUAUAUUCAAGUAAUUCUUGGCCA
Molecule: messenger RNA, 1831 nt
Organism: Magnolia sinica
Lineage: Eukaryota; Viridiplantae; Streptophyta; Magnoliopsida; Magnoliales; Magnoliaceae
Product: protein ALP1-like
Exons: 2
Coding region: 371-1552 (393 amino acids)
Molecular function (GO): sequence-specific DNA binding
Source: RefSeq, a predicted model, not a curated record